Fusarium keratoplasticum is the source of this 1611-nucleotide messenger RNA. Its product is annotated as Amino acid transporter. The transcript is spliced from 5 exons. The coding region runs from base 1 to 1611 and encodes 536 amino acids. Gene Ontology annotation, molecular function: transmembrane transporter activity. Gene Ontology annotation, biological process: transmembrane transport. The record is from RefSeq and is a predicted model, not a curated record. Gene Ontology annotation, cellular component: membrane. Lineage: Eukaryota; Fungi; Ascomycota; Sordariomycetes; Hypocreales; Nectriaceae.
AUGAGUCAACUCGACAGCCCCGACCAUCCUGCAAAGGGUACCCCGUCACGAGACGAGGCGGCCAUCGAAGGCCUUGGUUACCAUCCAGCAUAUCGCAGAGUGUUCAAGACCCUCGGUAGCGUCGGGGCAGUCCUGUCGGUCGCUUCACCGAAUGGCGUCUUUGUCACCUCGUACUACCAGUUCGUGUACGGAGGGUAUUGGGGACUGUCGUGGGGAUGGAUCAUUCCUGCUAUUCUCAUGGUAUCGCAGCCACUGGCUGUUGCUGAGCUCUGUUCCGCCAUGCCUGUCAACGGUGCCUUUUAUUGGUGGGCCGCCGCCCUCGGCCCAAAGCGCGUGUCGCGUGUCCUGUCCUUUGUGGCUGGCUGGAUCAACUGCAUAUCACUCAUCACCAGUCUUGCAAGUUUCUCAUAUGCCGUUGCCAGCUCCUGGGCCGUCAUUAUCUCCAUGCUACAUCCGCAAUGGAUCCCUACUAAUGCUCAGAUCAUGGGUGUCGCCAUGGGACUCGUCAUUCUCUGGGGCCUUCUUGGUGCUCUUCGCAUGGAGAAGUUCACUUGGUUGUUUAUCAUCACCACUUCCAUCGUCGUCCUCAUCAACCUGACCUACGUCGUCGCCCUUCCCACCACUCAUUCGGUCCAAGACCGUCGUUUCGCUACUGGUGCUCAAGUCUUUGGAGAAUACACCAACUUUUCCCUAUGGAAUAAAGGCGUCGCCGUUCCCAUGUCCAUGUUCACUGCCGCCUGGGUCAUCACCGGAUGGCAGGCACCAGCCUUUAUCGUCGAGGAGACACAGAACGCCCAGAUCACAGCUCCGAGGGCCAUUAUAACCUCGUACUCAUCCAUCGCCAUCGGUGGUGCUAUAGUUUCCCUUGUCACGGCUUUCUGCACCUCGGAUAUAACUGCUGCAGCCACAGACCCUAGUGGCAACCCAAUGUUUAUUCUCGUCAUUGAUCAUUGGGGAUUAAAGCUUGGCGCUGCUUUUCUCAUGACUCUCAUGAGCACGAUCGCCAUGGGCGGACCUUCUCUGCUGUUGACCUCGGCUAGCCAGGUUGCGGCCUUUGCCAGAGACGGUGGCCUGCCGUUUCCUCACGUCUUUUCUUACAUCCACCCGAGGACAAACAUGCCUGUCGCCACCAUGGGCCUUCUUGUCGUCGGUGCUUUACUCAUUUUGCUCUUCUCUCUCUCCGUCGUGGCGAGGACCAUCAUCUACUCCCUGGCUGUCAUCGCCAACAUGAUGACUUAUGCCUUGCCCAUCUUCCUCCGUCUUACUUGCAGCCACCGUUUCGUACCCGGUCCAUUCAACUAUGGAAGGCUCAGCAAGCCCAUUCAUUUGUGGGCUCUCUUGACCAUGGUCUACUUGGUUGUUAUGGAAUGCUUCCCGGCGUCGCCAGUCUGGGAUGCAGAGUCUUUUAACUACAACUGGGCCAUUCUUUGCGGGCUUCUUCUUGUUUCUAUGGCUCUUUGGUUUGGCAUCGGGCCAAGGUACACCAAGUUUGAUUUGCAGAUUAUCAAUGGCCAAAUGCAGCAAAGAGGCCAUACUUUUAUCGACGGCCAAGUAGAUAACGCUGAUGAGCAGGGCUCUAGAGGCAAGGUGUCGCGUAAGCAUGAUGUCUAG